AUGUCGUCUGCUGCCUGUAUCUUCUGCAAAAUCAUCAAGGGAGAUAUCCCUUCCUUGAAGCUCUUUGAAAGCGAGAAAGUCUUCGCCUUCCUCGACAUCCAGCCCUUGAGCCGUGGCCACGCGCUUGUCAUUCCCAAAUUCCACGGCGCAAAGCUGACUGAUAUCCCCGACGAGGACUUGCUUGAGAUCUUGCCCGUCGCGAAGAAGAUCGCCAAGGCCAGCGGCGCCGAGGAUUUCAAUGUCCUGCAGAACAAUGGAGCAAUUGCGCACCAGGUCGUUGGUCAUGUUCACUUCCACAUGAUCCCGAAGCCCAACGAGAAGGAGGGCCUGAUCAUUGGCUGGCCUGCCCAGGAGACGGAUAUGGCUAAGCUCAAGGCUCUCCAUGAGGAGAUCAAGUCGAAGAUCUAA
Molecule: messenger RNA, 408 nt
Organism: Penicillium hordei
Lineage: Eukaryota; Fungi; Ascomycota; Eurotiomycetes; Eurotiales; Aspergillaceae
Product: HIT family protein
Exons: 6
Coding region: 1-408 (135 amino acids)
Biological process (GO): nucleotide metabolic process
Molecular function (GO): catalytic activity
Source: RefSeq, a predicted model, not a curated record